AUGUCCACACUAACCCGAAACCGCGCAUCCCAACUAGCGGCCAAGAUCACGCGACCAGCCUUCCAACACGCCAUCCGCAAUCUAGCAACCGUAUCACCAGUACAAACAACGACCCGCAACCACAAAAUCGUCGUAAUCGGCGGCGGCUCAGCCGGCAUAUCCCUCUCUCACCAACUCCUGCGCAAAGGAAACUAUUCUCAAGACGACAUCGCCAUCAUCGACCCCGCGCAAUGGCACCACUACCAACCGGGCUGGACGCUCGUAGGCGGCGGUCUAAAAAAGAAAGAAGAUCUGCGCCGCCCCUUGAAAGAGCUCAUGGAUCCACGCUUCAAGUUCUACAACAGCGCUGUAGGAAGUUUUGCGCCGGAGCAAAAUUACGUCACUACGAGUAACGGGGAGAAGAUUGGGUAUGAACAGUUGGUCGUUGUGCCCGGUAUCACGCUUGACUAUGGUAGUGUGAGUGGCUUGAAGGAGGCGUUGGAGGAGAAAGAUGCUAUGGUGAGCACGAUUUACGACUACGCGUAUUGCGAUAAGGCGUAUGAGAAUGUGAAGAAGUUCAAAAAAGGUGAUGCAGUGUUUACGCAGCCAGCCGGCGUGGUCAAGUGUGCGGGCGCGCCGCAGAAGAUCAUGUGGCUUGCGUUGGAUUACUGGAAGGAUGCUGGGCUGUAUCCGAAGGAUAUCAACGUCGCUUUUGCGACGGGGUUGCCUACGAUGUUCGGUGUGCCGAAAUACGCAGCAACGCUCGAAAAGCUCCGCGUAGAACGCGGCGUAGAAGGUCUCUUCCAACACGACCUUACUUCCAUCAACGGCAACACCGCAACCUUCACAUCCCCCAACUCCCCCACCCCAGUGAAGAAACACUUCGACUUCCUGCACGUCGCGCCCAAGAACGUGCCUUGGGGGUUCAUCAAAUCUAGCGCUCUCGCAAACGAAGCAGGCUACGUUUCUGUCUCGGAUUCUACAACGCAACACACUUCUUACCCCAACAUCUGGUCCAUAGGCGACGCGUCCUCUUUACCGACAUCUAAAACCGUGGCUGCCAUCACGGCUGAAGCACCGGUGUUGGUGUCCAACGUACUCUCCGCGAUGGAGGGUAAGGAGCUGACGGCUAGUUACGAUGGGUACACGUCUUGUCCGUUGCUGACGGGGAGGAAGGAGGUGUUGCUUGCUGAGUUUAUGUAUGGGGGUGUGCCGAAGGAGACGUUUAAUGGGCUGCUGGGAAUUGAUCAGGGAGUGCCGCGGAAGGCGUUUUACUGGCUGAAGAAGGACUUCUUUCCGUGGGUUUAUGGGAAGUAUCAUGUCAAGGGCGAGUGGGCGGGGCCGAAGGGGUUGGCUAGGUGA
Messenger RNA from Alternaria metachromatica, 1341 nucleotides. RefSeq lists its product as uncharacterized. The record is from RefSeq and is a predicted model, not a curated record. Gene Ontology annotation, cellular component: mitochondrion. Bases 1 to 1341 code for a protein of 446 amino acids. The transcript has 2 exons. Gene Ontology annotation, molecular function: sulfide:quinone oxidoreductase activity; FAD binding. Lineage: Eukaryota; Fungi; Ascomycota; Dothideomycetes; Pleosporales; Pleosporaceae.